AUGCCAGGGGACGUCCCAUACGGUCUACCUCAGAGCCCUUUGUGCCUUGCCUUGUGCUCCGUGGAAUCUACCAAGAAUUGCUUCUCGGCCUGCGCGGACACUCAGUUUCACCUGGCAUCGGAUGGAGUGGGGUGGAGUUGUGGUGGUGGCCUGGAGGAUUCUGUCGCCGGAUCUCCAACAAAGACAUGGUCCUAUCCUAGAGGAUGGAUAAGUCCCUUCAUGGUGGCCCUCAUAUCCAUUCUUUUUCAGUUUUUCAGAUCCACGUUUGUCCCUAAGCUUCUUCGCCAAAGUUUCCAGGGUUUCGAAACUGAUGCGUCCAAACCUGAAACAACAACCCACUCAACAGAUAAAGCGAAUACGAAUGCUAACUCUUCCCCGUUGAUAACCGCUCGAAAUCUUGCUAAAUCUGCCUAUUGCUCGCCCGGCCGGCAACCCCGACAAGCAUGGCUUGAAACUUUGAAGCCAGGACCACACGUCCCAUCACUUCAUCCUCCUGUAGGAAUGGUUGAUCUCCAUCCAGAUGUAUUUGCAGCUACUCCCAGGCUGGAUUUGGUCCAUCAGAAUCUCUAUUGGCAAGCGCAUUAUCGAAUGACGGACUGGAGAUGCAUCACUACGCGAGCUGAACUGCCCUAUCGCAGCCAACGAAAACCUUGGCCGCAGAAGGGCACCGGGCGGGCGCGCCAUGGGAACCGGCGUACUCAUAUCUGGGUUGGCGGUGGUCAGUGCAAGGGUCCCAGGGGACCAGAGUCCUUUUUCUUUACUCCCCCGUUUGAGGUCCGGUUAGCUGGUCUGUUGACCAUGCUCAGUGUUAAGCAUACUCAGGAUGAUUUACACAUUGUGGACAACUUCGAUCUGUCGGAAGCUUUGGAACGGCAAGCAAAAGAAGUCGCUUUGGAAGCCUCAGUGGCUGCCUUGGAAGAUCUUGAGUUUGACGAUCCGCUGUCCGCCGGUGCCCGGACUCAUGCACUCCGACUUUCGAAGGCCAUGAACGAGUCAGCAAUUUAUCUGCGCCAACUAGUUGAUGAACGACGCUGGGGUCCGUCCGUCUUGUUCAUUACCGAUGUGGACUUGGAUCCUACCUUUUGGCUGGCCAACAAGGGUGAGCAAAAUUAUCCUAAUCUGGACAAUGUAUCGGAUCUGGCCAUUACUCUUGGAUGCAGCGCGUACGCCAAUUUUGUUGAGGCUGAGUUGCAACCAGAAGCUGUGCUACAUCAAACUGAAGCCGUGUGCCCUCGUGCUACGCACCCAGGCCGUGGUUUGACCCUCAUGCCUCUUCAUGGACUGAACGUGUGGUCCCUCGUCCAACACAACACUGUCGUGUUCACUCUGAACGCGCUUGACCGUCUGGAGGAGCGCUUGCUGCGGGCACAGCGAACGAUCCAUCGACAAGAUUUCGUACCAUGGACUCCUCCAGCCCCGGCCGAUUGUCUGGUAGCCGUAGAGGAUGAACUAACCCGAGAAGCUGAUGAGGACCAGCUCACCUAUCGUGGUCGGCGACAUUUUUCCGGACCUAUAGGAUCCUAUUAUUGGAAGAGAGUGACCGUUUCGUAGAGCAGAUCAUAGUGUAGACACAACCUCGGCGUGCGCGUAAAUGUUGAUGCGCUUUUGUACAGUGUGAGUAAACGCG
Messenger RNA from Opisthorchis viverrini, 1627 nucleotides. RefSeq lists its product as hypothetical. The record is from RefSeq and is a predicted model, not a curated record. The transcript is spliced from 6 exons. Bases 1 to 1551 code for a protein of 516 amino acids. Gene Ontology annotation, biological process: translation. Lineage: Eukaryota; Metazoa; Platyhelminthes; Trematoda; Opisthorchiida; Opisthorchiidae. Gene Ontology annotation, cellular component: ribosome. Gene Ontology annotation, molecular function: structural constituent of ribosome.